Messenger RNA from Geosmithia morbida, 654 nucleotides. Its product is annotated as high mobility group AT-hook protein 2. The record is from RefSeq and is a predicted model, not a curated record. The transcript is spliced from 2 exons. Gene Ontology annotation, molecular function: transcription coregulator activity; DNA binding. Lineage: Eukaryota; Fungi; Ascomycota; Sordariomycetes; Hypocreales; Bionectriaceae. The coding region runs from base 1 to 654 and encodes 217 amino acids. Gene Ontology annotation, biological process: regulation of DNA-templated transcription. Gene Ontology annotation, cellular component: chromatin; nucleus.
AUGGCUCGUACGAGAGAAGAUGCUGCCGCCGCCGCAGCCGCCGCCGCGAACGACUCCGAGGCCGCUGGUACUUCUCCUCCUCCCGCCCGUGGUCGCGGUCGUCCCAAGGGAAGCCUGAACAAGACCACGACGGGCGGCGUGACAAAGUCUGCCAACUCCGCCGCCGUAGGCUCCGGCGCUGCCGCCAACCCGACCGGCCGAGGACGCGGUCGACCCCCAAAGGGUGACAAGCCAAAGGCCCCCGCCUACAUCCCCACCGGCCGUCCCCGCGGCAGACCCAAGGGGAGCGGGAAGAAGUCUGCCGCGACCACCGCCAGCACCGCCGCCAGCACCGCCGCCGCCGUCGCCGCCGCCACGACUGCCGCCAAGGUUCCCGGACGAGGACGCGGUCGUCCGCGCAAGGUGGCGGUCGACGGCACCGCCGCCGCCGUCACCGCCGCCGUCGCCAAUGCAUCGCCUGCUGCUCCCAAGAGGCGCGGCCGUCCUCCUAAGAAGGUGGUCGAGCAGGAGGUGGAGGUGGACGAAGACGAGGACGAAGACGAAGAGGCUGAUGAAGACGAAGACGCCGCUGGUGAGACCGUCACUGAUGACCAGAAUGGCGACGAUGCCGAUGCAGACGCCGAUGCCGACGCCGACGCCGACGAAGCUCAAUAG